Molecule: messenger RNA, 2638 nt
Organism: Erigeron canadensis
Lineage: Eukaryota; Viridiplantae; Streptophyta; Magnoliopsida; Asterales; Asteraceae
Product: SNARE-interacting protein KEULE-like
Exons: 21
Coding region: 287-2296 (669 amino acids)
Biological process (GO): vesicle-mediated transport; intracellular protein transport
Cellular component (GO): secretory granule; plasma membrane
Molecular function (GO): syntaxin binding
Source: RefSeq, a predicted model, not a curated record
UUCAUUUCAAUUUAUAUGUUUUCUCUCUCUGAUGUCCCUGGAAUCUUGGUUGGAACACCCAUACAUACAUAUUAUUAUACAUAUAGAUAUAGAUAGAUAUACAUAUAAGUAGGUGAUUGCUGUUACGAUCCAUCCGGUGCUCUUAUUCAACUGAUUUCCUUUCUUCCUGAUUAAGAAAAAAGAAAAAAAGCAAGUGUUUUCUUGUUGUUGUUGUUGUAAUUGGGGGAGGUUGAAAGAAUCAAUCAAUUAACAAUAAUAAUAAUAGUAAUAAUAAAAAAGACUGCCGAUGUCGAUGUCAGAUUGUUCAGAUACUUCGUCUCAAGGAGGGGGAGGAGAUUAUAGAUACUUGAGACAAAUUACUCGUGAUCGGUUAUUGUAUGAAAUGCUCAGAUCUGCAAAAAGACCGGAUUCAAAAUCUAAUUGGAAGGUACUGAUCAUGGACAAAGUGACUGUUAAAAUUAUGUCAUGCUCAUGCAAGAUGGCAGAUAUCACUGAUGAAGGAGUUUCAUUGGUGGAAGACAUAAACAAGAGAAGACAGCCUUUGCCUACUAUGGAUGCAGUGUAUUAUAUCCAGCCAACAAAAGAAAAUGUUGUAAUGCUCUUGUCUGACAUGGCUGGAAGAACACCUCUUUAUAGAGAUGCCUAUGUCUUUUUCAGUUCAUCAGUUCCAAAAGAGUUGGUCAAUUACAUCAAAAAGGAGCAAAGUUUAAAAUCUCGUUUACGUGCUAUGAAAGAGAUGAACUUGGAGUACUUCGCCGUUGAUAGCCAGUGUUUUAUAACUGAUAACACAAUGGCUUUGGAAGAACUUUAUGGGAACGAGGAAAUGUCCCGAAAAGGAGACGAAUGUUUGAAUGUGAUGGCCAACCGGAUUGCUACCGUCUUUGCUUCAUUAUUGGAGUUUCCCUAUGUACGUUACCGUGCUGCAAAAUCCCUUGAUCCUACCACAAUGACUACAAUUCGUGAUUUGAUCCCUACAAAGCUCGCUGCAGCGGUUUGGAAUUGUCUUAUGAAGUAUAAAGCUCUAAAAAACUUCAAUUUCCCUCAGACAGAAACGUGCGAGUUGCUCAUUCUGGAUAGAUCAAUAGACCCGAUCGCUCCUAUCAUUCACGAAUGGACAUAUGAUGCCAUGUGCCAUGAUUUACUUAAUAUGGAUGGAAAUAAGUAUGUUCAUGAGGUUGCAAGCAAAACAGGUGGCCUUCCAGAAAAGAAAGAGGUCCUACUGGAAGAUCAUGAUCCUGUAUGGCUAGAGCUCCGCCAUUCACAUAUUGCAGAUGCUAGUGAACGGUUGCAUGACAAGAUGACGAGCUUUGUCUCAAAGAAUAAAGCUGCACAGAUGCAUGGUUCAAGAGGUGGUGGUGAGCUGUCUACUCGAGACUUGCAAAAGAUGGUUCAAGCAUUGCCACAAUAUAGUGAACAGAUCGACAAACUAUCCCUUCAUGUUGAUAUUGCUGCGAGGAUUAACAAAAUUAUUAGAGAGUCAGGGCUUAAAGAAGCGGGGCAACUAGAACAGGACCUUGUGUUUGGAGAUGCAGGAACUAAGGAGGUCAUCAACUUCCUUAGAACAAAACCGGAUGCUCCACGUGAAAAUAAAUUGCGAUUAUUAAUGAUAUAUGCUGCAACUCAUCCAGAGAAGUUUGAAAGUGACAAACUUGCAAAGUUAAUGGAGUUAGCAAGACUUCCGCAUGAUGAUAUGAAUGCUGUGUACAAUAUGAGAUUUCUUGAGGGAUCAGCAGAUGCUAAAAAGAGCUCAAUUGGGGCCUUCUCUUUAAAGUUUGAUGUGCACAAGAAGAAGCAUGGCUUAAGAAAAGAUCGUGCUGGUGAAGAAUCGACAUGGCAGUUAUCACGGUUUUAUCCUAUGAUUGAGGAACUAGUUGAAAAACUCAUUAAAAAUGAAUUACCAAAGAAUGAUUACCCUUGUAUGAAUGAUCCAAGUCCCACCUUUCAUGGGAGGUCACAGUCUGAGUCAGCAAAGAUGGUUGAACCUCCACCUGCUCAUUCAAUGAGAUCAAGGCGACCAGCAACAUGGGCCAGGCCUAGAGAUUCUGAAGAUGGGUAUUCAAGUGAUUCCAUUCUAAGGCAUGCAUCUAGUGAUUUUAAAAAGAUGGGUCGACGGGUUUUUGUGUUUAUUGUUGGUGGAGCAACUAGAUCAGAGUUGCGGGUUUGUCACAAGUUGACAACUAAAUUGAAGAGAGAAGUUGUUCUAGGUUCAACAUGUCUUGACGAUCCUCCACAGUUUAUUACGAAACUGAAGCUGCUUACUGCAAAUGAACUAUCAUUGGAUGAUCUUGAAAUUUAGAGCCUUGUAUAUUAUAUGUGGAAUUUUCAGAAACUGAAGCUGCUUAUGGCAAAUGAACUAUCGUUGGAUGAUCUUAAAGUUUAAGAUGCAUUUGUGUAUUGAAAGUGGUUGUUUCAUGAGUUUCGGUUUGUAAUCACAUAUCUCAGUCUCUAAUUCCAUUGUUUCCGACUAUUUGGCGAUUGAUGUAAUAUGCAUCCCGGCUAACCCUUUAUGUUGGUUCACUAAAACAACUUUGUACCAGUCCAGUCCAGAAACGUAAACUUCAGGUUCUCCUCUAAACUUGUUUCUUCUCUGCCUAUGGCAGGUGUGUUUACGCUUUGAAAUAUGCUUUGAUGCGAUCAA